GCACCACUAGUAACUACCUCCACGGCUUCGUCUCGGAGACUCGGAAUUUCUCCUGGGUUUGCUGAUCCAAAGUCAAGCGGUCUCUUCUCGUCUUGCUCCGGCGGACUCUCUCUCUCUCUCUCCGGGGCCGGAGCCAUGGUGGAGAGGCGGCCGCGGAGGAAGCCGCUGGUUCUCGCGUCCACACAGGCGCUCCUCGAUUCGCUCCCGGGGGAGCGCCGCGGGCCGGCUCCGACCCCGCCUGAGCCGGUGCACCUCAGGGCCGGCGUCCUCCGCUUCCCCACCGGUUCCUCUGGCGGAGAGUUCGGCGAGCUCGCGUCCUUCGUCGCCCUCCCGGCGUCCGCGCUCCGCCGCCUCGCCGUCGUCACCGGCACGCCGGUGCUUGUCAAGAAUACUGACAAUAAUGUUGGGAGGAUUGUCAAAGCAGUAGUACUUAAUCAGCCAUCCCUUGAUGAGUCCCACAGAGAACAAGCUGAUCCAAUGGCCUCAACCUCUUCAUCUGAUCAUGUGAUGGGUUUCUUACCUACUCGCUCGUUCCCAACAAAUGGCUUUGCACCCUUGAAUGAAGAUGUUGCUUACGUUAGCCCACUUUUAGCAUUCAACCUGGGAGUGCAUGUUUCUUGUCUCAAGCUUAUUAUUCAGAAAGGGGAGAAACCUUUCAAGGUUUGUUCUAACGUUGAAGAGGAUCGUGCUGCUGAGAGUGCUGGAGGAGAUAUUUCUCUUCACGUAGAGCUUCUACCAUGCCCUCAAGUGCCUAAGCAUGCUUUGCAUCUGCGGGUUUCUUUUGUGAGAAUUCCUGAAUGUGGUGUAUUUGCUUCCUUAAAGAUAAAUUCAGCACUGGGAGGAAGUGACUACCAAGAUAUGAUAGAUCAAGCUUUAAAUGAGCACUUCAAAUUUGAUCGUUUACUAGCAAGAGGGGAUGUUUUCUGCAUACAUAAUAAUUGGAAUUGUGGUGUGAGCUCCUGCUUAGCAUGCAACAAGGACAAUCCUAGACAGCAACCUAGUAAUAUGAUAUAUUUUAAGGUAACUGGCAUGGAGCCAUCAGAUGAACCAAUUCUUUGUGUUAACUGUAAUCAAACAGCUCUUGUGCUUGGAGGAAGUGCCUCUGCUCCAAUUCCUCCUCGCAGCUUCUUUGCUGCUUCUGAUGAUUCAGUACCUUUGCAUGGAGAAAUAGUUGAGCAGUUAGCAUCUAUCAUUGCACCAGCAUUAUGUCCUUCAAAUGUUUUGCCGAGAAUCAAGUUUUCCACUUUCUUGUAUGGCCCAUCAGGAUGUGGAAAAAGGAUGGCUGUGAGGCAUGUUGCUAACCAUCUUGGUAUGCAUGUGGUCGAGUGUUGCUGUCACGAUCUGAUGACCUCAUCAGAAAGUGGGGCUCCUGCUGCACUUGUGGCUGCCUUCAAAGAAGCUCAGAAGUACUCUCCUUGUAUAAUACUUCUUCGGCACUUUGAUGCAAUCGGGAAUACAUCCUCCAACGAAGGUCCACAAUCUGAGCAAUCUGGCAUUGCAGCGAAUGUUGAGUCUGUCAUUAAGCAGUACACUGGACAACGUUGGGUUGUGAAAGACUCACUGACAGCAAAAGAUGUGGCUGGAAAUUCCUACCUUGUGGAACCUGAAUGUGUAAGUUCGCUUCAAGUUCUACUUGUGGCAACUGCAGACAGUGCUGAAGGAAUGCAGCAAUCAAUUAGGCGAUGUUUCCGCCAUGAGAUCAACAUGAAGACUAUCAAUGAAGAGCAGAGGAAGAACUUGAUCUCUGAAACGCUUAAUGGUGUCUCAGCAGUUGCUGAUGAGAGUAUCAAUGACAAAUUUGUAAAAGAUAUAGCAGUGCAAACGUCUGGUUUCAUGCCCAGAGAUAUACUUGCAUUAGUUGCAGACGCUGGUGUGUCAUUUGCGCAUAAAGUUGCAGUGGAGAAAAGUAGCAGUGAAAUCAGUACAGGAAGCUCAUCUACCACUCAGGAUGAAGAAAAACACUUUUGCAAAGAAGAUAUUUUAUCUUCCUUAGAACGGGCCAAGAAAAGGAAUCGUGCUGCAUUGGGUACACCCAAGGUUCCUAAUGUCAAAUGGGAGGAUGUUGGUGGGCUUGAGGAAGUGAAGAAGGUUAUUCUGGAUACUAUUCAGUUACCUCUGAUGUACAAGCACCUUUUUUCUUCUAAAUUACCGAAGCGAUCAGGCGUCCUGUUAUAUGGACCUCCAGGCACUGGGAAGACAUUAUUGGCGAAAGCAGUGGCUACUGAGUGCUCAUUAAACUUCCUUAGCGUAAAAGGUCCAGAAUUGAUAAACAUGUAUGUUGGAGAAUCGGAGAAGAAUGUCAGGGACAUCUUUGAGAAGGCUAGAUCUGCACGGCCAUGUGUAAUUUUCUUCGACGAGCUUGAUUCCCUUGCUCCUGCGCGAGGAUCCUCUGCAGAUUCUGGAGGGGUGAUGGAUAGAGUGGUUUCUCAGUUGCUAGUGGAGAUUGAUGGGUUAAGUGAUAACAGCCAGGACCUCUUCAUUAUUGGGGCUACCAAUAGGCCUGACCUUCUUGAUUCUGCACUUCUUCGCCCUGGCCGAUUUGAUAAGCUCCUUUAUGUCGGUGUAAAUACUGAAGCAUCGUAUAGAGAAAGGAUACUGAAAGCACAGACACGCAAGUACAAGCUCCACGAGAAUGUAUCUCUCUUGUCGAUUGCUCAGCGCUGUCCUCCAAACUUUACUGGUGCUGAUUUUUAUGCAUUAUGUGCAGAUGCAUGGUUUCAUGCUGCCAAGCGUUCAGUUAAAACGCUUGAAGCUGAUCCUUCAACAAAUACUGAUGCCAGUGCUGAAGAAGUCAUCGUUGAGAUUGACGAUUUUAUGACUGUGCUAGGCGAUAUCUCACCAUCGUUAUCUAUGGAGGAGUUGCAAAACUAUGAACAGUUGAGGCAGAAGAUUGAGGGACCUUCUAGAUGACGUAUGCUAAUAUUCUAUUGUUCGUGGACAAUUUGGUGCUGCCGGAGCACCCUCGAGCAUUUCAGUGCAUUUGGAGAUAGUGGCCAGUGGCCACGUUGAAUCAACCUGCCAGUGACGGCUUUGGCAUGUUUUCUGGUUCUACCACGCUGAGAUUCUCACUCGCACUUGCUUGCUGAAGAUAGUAAACCUUUUUUCUUUCUUUCGAUAACAGUCUAACAGAUGUAAUCGAUGUAGCUAGGUUCAAGUGAGAUGAAAAAAAAAUCUGACAGAUGUAACUAGCUCAGAGUUUCUGUUUGUUACAGUGUUUUCCGCUAAAUAUAUCAGCCUAUCUAUCCGAAGAACAUUCUGUAUUUAA
This is a messenger RNA of Brachypodium distachyon (stiff brome), 3265 nucleotides long. RefSeq names its product peroxisome biogenesis protein 6. NCBI's taxonomy places the organism in Eukaryota, Viridiplantae, Streptophyta, Magnoliopsida, Poales, Poaceae. The transcript has 17 exons. Gene Ontology annotation, molecular function: ATP binding; ATP hydrolysis activity. Gene Ontology annotation, biological process: protein import into peroxisome matrix. The coding region runs from base 136 to 2910 and encodes 924 amino acids. The record is from RefSeq and is a predicted model, not a curated record. Gene Ontology annotation, cellular component: peroxisomal membrane; cytosol.